GGCUCGGCUCGGCUCGGCUCAGCUCAGCUCAGCUCAGCUCAGCUCAGCCUGACUCGGCUCGGUUUGGGCCGCUCCGGGCGGAGUUUGAGCUGAGAUUCAGCGGCUGCCGGGCACCGGGAGGAGAAGCGGCGUGCCCGGGGUGUGAUUCCUGCCACCCCACCCCUCUCCCCAGGCUGGGGCCAUGGCUGAGAUGAUUUUUGGCAGCGGGAUGGGCCCCUGGGUUUGCCCCAACGACCGGCAGCUGGCCCUGAGAGCCAAGCUCCAGACGGGCUGGUCAGUGCACACAUUCCAGACUGAGAAGCAGAGGAAGAUGCAGGCUCUGAGCCCCAAGGAGCUUGAGGUCAUCCUGGGAGUGAUCCGCAAGGCAGAGCAGCUGGACGUGGUGGAGCAGCAGCGCGUCGGGCGCCUGGUGGAGCGGCUGGAGAACAUGAGGAAGAACGCCAUGGGGAACGGCCUCUCGCAGUGCCUGCUCUGUGGGGAGAUGCUGGGGCUGCUGGGCAGCUCCUCUGUCUUCUGCCAGGACUGCAAAAAGAAAGUUUGCACCAAGUGUGGGAUAGAAGCUGUCGGAGCCCAGAAACGUCCCCUGUGGUUGUGCAAGAUCUGCAGUGAGCAGAGAGAGGUCUGGAAGAGGUCUGGGGCUUGGUUCUACAGAGGGCUGCCCAAGUACAUCACGCCCUUGAAGAGCAGCAGCAGAGCCCUGGAGCUGCAGGGCCAGCCCUGGCAGGGCGAGGCGGCCGAGCCCGAGAGCGUCGGGAGCAGCCGCUCCUUCACCUGGGCCAGGGGAAAAGUGGUUUCCAGUGACAGCGAGAGCGACUCAGAGCUCAGCUCCUCCAGCCUGGAUGACAAACCCGUGGGAUCCAAAGGCUCUCAAGGGAGGAAGCUCCAAGCAGGAAUGGGCAAUCACAUUUAUAAGGCUUUCCUGUUUCAUCUUCCCCAACAACACCCGCUUCCCACGCCCUCAGCAGCAUCUCUGUCCUGUCCCUGCAGCACCCACCAGGGGACCCAGCCAGGCCAGGGGCACAGCCCUGGGGACCCCCCCGUGCCCCCAGGUGUGGGGGAGCCACAGCAGCCUGGGCAGCGAGCAGGGAGCCGAGCUCAGCCCCACGGAGAGCGGCCGGAGUGACCGAGCCUCGGGCAGGCGCCACAGCGACGCCAGCACCCCUGGCAAACCACGAGCCCACAGCAGGACACGGCUCUGAUGGGGGCGAAGAUGGAGCUGCUUUUUCCUGGAUCCAGCACUGCCACUCCUCAGAUCCCACUCCAGACAGGAGCUGCUGCCAGUGGUGACGUUGUGCCAGGCACUGGCAGCACGGUGGCAGCUGGGACAGCCCCUGCCAGUCCUCUGAGAGCCCCAGCAGAGAGCCUGGGGCUGGGAUUUGCCCAUGGAUCCCGUGGGGAAGGUGCUCCUUGUGUUUGCUGGCGUUGUUUUGUUCUGGUUGGAGUUUGGAGGGGGCUUCAGGAGCCAGAAGCUCCUGAUGAUGAACCUGGUGAAGCUGUGCUCCUGUUCCCUGCCUCUCUGCUCAGGGUAAAGGAACCCUCCAAGGAGUUUGCUGUGAUUUUUUCACUCCCCUUGGCUCGUGGGAGGGUGGGGGUCAGGGGACAUGUGUUUGUCCCAGCCCAGCUGGCUGUGAGUGCCCAAAUGGGAUAAAAGCUUUCAAAUGACUUUAUCCUGCAAAGCUCUGCAGAUUCCCCUCCCACGUGCACACCUUACAUGAGCAAGGGCCUUUCUUUUGCCUUUUUCCUGGAAGUCUUGAGCAUCUGGCUGACUCUGGUGGUGUCAUCAUGAGUCAGGCUGUUGAAAACUGUGUGCCCUGGUCCUGCUUAUCCUCCAGAAUGGACAAUUUCCCUCUAAGGCCUGACAGAUGGGAAAAAUCAAAUUACCUCACGUCUCUAGAGCAAUUAGAUCUUUGAAGGCCUGAACAAAACCCACACUGGGAGUCUGUGGAUUUUAUGAAAUGCUUUGGAGCUGACCUGUGUAU
Molecule: messenger RNA, 1979 nt
Organism: Onychostruthus taczanowskii (white-rumped snowfinch)
Lineage: Eukaryota; Metazoa; Chordata; Aves; Passeriformes; Passeridae
Gene: RPH3AL
Product: rabphilin 3A like (without C2 domains)
Exons: 9
Coding region: 182-1123 (313 amino acids)
Biological process (GO): intracellular protein transport
Molecular function (GO): small GTPase binding
Source: RefSeq, a predicted model, not a curated record